GAGAAGCUGUUCAACAUGUUGCAAGUACAAAGUACUUUACUUCGAGCUACGUACCUACACUUUACCUAAAACGACCUAGCUGCCUGCGGGUCCCUGCUCAAGCUUCGGGCUGCCGGCUCCGCAAAGCUCAAUUGAUUGGAUCAACUUGCAGAAUCCAGUCAAUGGCCAAUGAGAGAGCUUCAUUUAUUGAAGAAAACGAACGUCAUUGUUGAAGACCUCGAGAAUGAAGAGAAAUAAUUAGCAUUAGCUAGCUUCGAAGAUAUAACAUUCACUCCGUAAUGAAGUCUCAAGGGUGGUUAACACCUCAAAUACUCGCUCGGCGGGUCGAGAAAGCCCUCGAAGCCCAAGCCCGCGCCUCUAAACCCCAGAGCUAUAGCACGCAAACCUCGCCAUGUAGCAUCCUCCGAACUUCCCACACCCCCAGCAGCCGGCCGCGACGCCCUCUCUUCAGCCGCCCCUUCUCACACACCCCCCGGUCCCAGCGCCAACCCGCCGAAGACCCAAACUUCACCUCGAUCCUCGACAACCCGCCAGAACUAGUGCGCACAGGGCAGCGUCACGGGCCCGGCCUCAUCAUCCUCGCCAUCAUCCCCGUAACCGCGUUCCUGCUCGGGUCAUGGCAAGUACAACGGCUAGGCUGGAAGACCGACCUAAUCGCCAAGUUCGAGGACCGCAUCGUGCGCGAACCGUUGCCGCUCCCGCCGCGCAUCGACCCGGAUGCUAUCCACGACUUCGAUUUCCGCCGGGUCACGGCGACGGGGCGCUACCGCCACGACCGCGAGAUGCUGGUGGGCCCGCGCAUGCGCGACGGCGAGCAGGGGUACAUGGUUGUGACGCCGCUGGAGCGCGGGGGCGAUGAGGGCGCGACGGUGUUGGUGAACCGCGGCUGGAUAUCCAAGAAGUUCCGCGAUCAGCGGAGUAGGCCCGAGUCCCUAUACACCGGUGAGGUUACUGUAGAGGGUCUACUGCGGGAGCCGUGGAAGAAGAAUAUGUUCACGCCGGAUAAUAGGCCUGAUAUAAAUGAGUUUUAUUUUCCUGAUGUUAAGCAGAUGGCUGCUUUAACGGGAAGCCAGCCUGUGUGGAUCGAGCAGACUAUGGAGCCGGGUUUACUCCAGACUCUGGACAUGGAAUCUAAGGGUAUUCCUAUUGGUAGACCUGCUGAGGUCAACCUAAGGAAUAACCACGCCCAGUACAUCUUCACGUGGUAUGGACUCGCAAUAGCGACGUCGAUAAUGUUCUACAUGGUGGUGAAGAAGCCUCCCACCGAUAUCUCACGCCGAGUGAGGAUGAACAAGGAAUGGUCGUAGACCCCCGUUUCGAGUGAAUGCGCAUUGCAUCCGUUUAACAGAACCCCAGAUAGAGGUUUGGCUCAAGUAACUUCCUCCUCUUCAUCGACAGCCCCUUGUCGGACCUGUCGUUUUCGAGGAGCUUUCGUCGGUGCUGGGACUGACAUUCGCAUUUCUUGUAAGAGUUCCCUGGGCAGAUACCGCUGCGCUAAGGAGAAGGGUGUAGUGGAGGUACUGGUCUGCCGUUGUCUACAACAAGAGGUUAGUAAAUUUGUACCACUAGGAAUAAUCAUAUACCCUAGAAUAAAUAUAGAACAACGUACCUUCGCAUAAG
This is a messenger RNA of Daldinia loculata, 1620 nucleotides long. RefSeq names its product SURF1-domain-containing protein. Gene Ontology annotation, biological process: mitochondrial respiratory chain complex IV assembly. Gene Ontology annotation, cellular component: mitochondrion; membrane. Lineage: Eukaryota; Fungi; Ascomycota; Sordariomycetes; Xylariales; Hypoxylaceae. The transcript is spliced from 3 exons. The coding region runs from base 279 to 1307 and encodes 342 amino acids. The record is from RefSeq and is a predicted model, not a curated record.